This is a messenger RNA of Polistes canadensis, 984 nucleotides long. Its product is annotated as pyridoxine/pyridoxamine 5'-phosphate oxidase. Bases 112 to 789 code for a protein of 225 amino acids. NCBI's taxonomy places the organism in Eukaryota, Metazoa, Arthropoda, Insecta, Hymenoptera, Vespidae. The record is from RefSeq and is a predicted model, not a curated record. Gene Ontology annotation, molecular function: pyridoxamine phosphate oxidase activity; FMN binding. Gene Ontology annotation, biological process: pyridoxal 5'-phosphate biosynthetic process; pyridoxine biosynthetic process. The transcript is spliced from 6 exons.
UCAGUCGUCUGUUAAGAAACGAUUCGAUACAACCUGCGUUUUGAAAACUAUAAAGUGAAAUAAACGAGGUUUUCGAUAUUAUUCCUAUUUUAUAAUAUUUGAUGCAUAAGCAUGUUACAUGUUUCGUUGAAGGAUACUAAAGUAAGCGAAGAAUUUUCGGAUUUAUCAAGGAUCGAUGGGAUAGUCGAUGAUCCAUUGGAUCUUUUUAGAUCUUGGCACAAAGAGUCGAGAAAAUAUAAAUAUAACUUGCCUGAUGUUUUUUGCCUUGCGACAACCUCCAAAGAUAAUAAUGUUGCUGCAAGGAAUGUUGUUCUCAGAGAAUUUGAUAACGAUGGUUUUGUACUUGUUACCGAUCAACGUAGUAGAAAAGCCUCGGAAUUGGAUAGCGUACCACAGGCUGCACUAUGUUUCGUAUGGCUUUACAUAAAUGAUAAAGGACAAAAUAUUGCACGACAGGUAAGAGUCGAAGGUCCAAUGAAAAAGUUGAAACGAUCAGAAUUUAAACACCUUUACGACAGAGAACCACUCUUUUGCAAAAUUCGAUCCCAUUUGUGUCAUCAAGACAAAGAAGUUGAUUGGGACGAAUUAAAACGAAGACACGAUCAAAUUUUGGAAGAGUAUCGAAGAGGAGAAAAUGAAUUACCAAUGCCGGAUCACUUUAUCGGAUAUAAAUUGUUACCGACAAUGGUAGAAUUUUAUUAUGCGAGGGACGAGCUUAUAGGAGACAGGGUGCAAUACAACAGAAACAGCUUGACCGAAGGAUGGCAACAUCGCCGAUUGGCUGCCUAAUAUUCAAAUACAAAUUGAAUAACAAAACUAUUUCAUUAUUUAUUUCUUUAUCACAAUUCCUGUAAUUUUUAUUUUAUUACAUGCUUCAAAAAUGAGAUUAAUAUUUCUAUAUACCGAGCGAUACAAAAAUCCGAAAUAUCAUUGUUGUUUGUAAAGGCACGAAUAAAAAUUUGCUUAAAAAAAAAGAAAAUACAA